AAAUAUGGGUGAGAAAAUGAAUCAAACCGCGAAACACAAAGCUAAGGAAACUUGCGACGGCGAGCUGAGUGGAGAAUUGAACUGCCGAUCUCCUGCGGAGGCUAGGUCGCAUCUCGAAGCUUUCUUGGAGCCAUUUGGAAACACUGAAUUCUUCUGAUUUUACCUGAAGAAGAGAAGAAGACGCAAAUGGAAGCGGCUGUGGUUGACCCUGGCUCCAAGCUUCUCAAAGCCGGACCUGCCAUACCGGAUCAGGCUCCCUCUAUGAUUAUUCCUACCCAUAUGAAACGUAUGCCGGAGGAUGGAUCAGUUACUGAUAAUACACAAUUUGAGGACGUGACUGUUGAUCCGGUUGUUCGGGGCUUCAUUAAGGAUUGGGAUGCCAUGGAGGAUUUGUUGCACCAUGUUUUAUAUACGGGACUUGGAUGGGAAAUUGGCAAUGAAGGACAGAUAUUGUUUACAGAUCCACUUUCAACCCCCAAGGCUAUCAGAGAGCAGUUGGUGCAAUUGAUGUUUGAGACAUUCAACAUCUCAGGAUUUUAUGCAUCUGAACAAGCUGUAUUGUCACUUUAUGCUGUAGGGCGUAUAUCGGGAUGCAGUGUUGAUAUUGGUCAUGGAAAAAUAGAUAUUGCACCAGUAAUUGAAGGAGCUGUUCAUCACAUUGCGUCACGAAGACUUGAAAUUGGAGGCAUUGACUUGACAAGGUUACUUGCACAAGAACUUGGAAAAUCUCAUCCAAUGGCGAAUAUCAACACAGCUGAUGUUGAGAAAAUAAAAGAAUUAUAUGCUUGUUGUGCUGAAGAUGAGUUGGCUUAUUCGAAAAUUGGUGACUCAUGCCAGCUUGAAACACACACCCUUCCCGAUGGGCAGGUAAUAACGAUUGGAAGAGAGAGAUAUACUGUCGGUGAGGCAUUGUUCCAGCCACAAAUUUUGGGUUUGGACACACAUGGAAUUGUCGAGCAGCUAGUUCGGACUAUUUCAACUGUAUCAUCCGAUAACCACCGGCAGCUACUGGAAAACACUGUUCUAUGUGGAGGCACUUCUUCAAUGACUGGAUUUGAAGAGAGAUUUCAGAAAGAAGCAAGUCUUUGUUCAUCUGCCGUUCGUCCCGCUCUUGUGAAGGCUCCAGAAUACAUGCCAGAGAAUUUGUCCUUGUAUUCAGCAUGGAUUGGAGGUGCUAUACUUGCCAAGGUUGUCUUUCCCCAAAAUCAACAUAUAACCAAGGCAGACUAUGAUGAAAAUGGGCCUUCAAUUGUUCAUCGGAAGUGCUUCUAAUGCCUUCUCAAAUACAUAUCUUUCAGUAUUUGUUUAUCUUCCUACUUUUAGAAUAUUAUAUAGAUGUACAAUGGUAGGAAACUAGUUAUGUACUAUGGAGGCUUGAUAGCUGUAUGAGUAUGGACCUGUAUUUAGCCUAAAUGUAAGCCAUCACAUCUAUUAACUAUGUGACGUAAUAGGAGUGGAUCCUAUUAGUGUAAGUCAUAUUUAACAAUAUCAUGCUAGGGAAGUAGGGAUGGGAUUUUGGAUCCUUUCAUUUAGAACUUAAAUGAAUCAAUUGAAAAAUUAAGGCCAUAUGGUUUUGACA
Molecule: messenger RNA, 1579 nt
Organism: Benincasa hispida (wax gourd)
Lineage: Eukaryota; Viridiplantae; Streptophyta; Magnoliopsida; Cucurbitales; Cucurbitaceae
Gene: ARP7
Product: actin-related protein 7
Source: RefSeq, a predicted model, not a curated record